GAUAUGCAACAAGAUUUAUAUUAAACAGCGCAAAAUUAUGCGUCAACAGGAAUGUGUAGAUCUGUCACGUUGACAGUUGUCAAUUCUGUUUUGAAUGUUUUGACGUCUUGGUGAAACCAAAAAUAUAUUUUUCAAUCAAAAAUCAUAGUAAAAUAUAAAUAAAAUGAGCAAAGCAAAGGUGCCGUUGCGCGAUAUAUCGCCUUUUUUACAAGCCUUUAGGGAUUUUCUACUUGGAAGGAAACACACAAACGCUCUGCGUUCCGAACUCGGGCUCUCGGCAAGGACGCAGCCACCUCCGCAGAUUCCCGAUGGAGUUACACAUAAACAUGCCCACAACUACUACUACACUAGGGAUGCUCGUCGAGAGGUAGCACCACCCAUUGAUCUCACCAAGAAACUACUUUCCGAGAGUUCAGAUAAAGGGGCACCAAAGGCAGCUCGCAAUGUGAUUCCCACUCCUGGCCAAGUAUACCAAUGGGACAAACACUAUGAAUAAGAAUGGUUUUUGAUUAGUCAAUACAUGGAUGUAUCCAAUACAUUGUUUUAAGUUAAAUAUAAAAUAUGUAGUCUGGC
Molecule: messenger RNA, 573 nt
Organism: Manduca sexta (tobacco hornworm)
Lineage: Eukaryota; Metazoa; Arthropoda; Insecta; Lepidoptera; Sphingidae
Product: NADH dehydrogenase [ubiquinone] 1 alpha subcomplex subunit 7
Exons: 4
Coding region: 164-496 (110 amino acids)
Biological process (GO): mitochondrial electron transport, NADH to ubiquinone; ATP synthesis coupled electron transport
Cellular component (GO): mitochondrial inner membrane
Source: RefSeq, a predicted model, not a curated record